UGGUAGUAGUGGACUAGUGGGGCCAAAUAUGGCGUUACAGGGAGAUUCUUCAGGGCUAAAAUUUGUGAAUGUGGCUUCUUUAUUAUCAGUUUUGAAAGGAAAUCCUAUAUAUGCAGCAUGUGUGAGAUUGGAAGCAACAAUAAACGACAAGAAAAAAAUUUAUAUAGACAAAGUAGAGGCCUUGAUGUACGUUCUUCAAAGUUUGUCUGAUUACUUAUCCCAACAAUCAUCCGAGCAUACUUUGCUACUGUUUGAAUAUCUCCACAGACACACUUUGAAUCUGGUACUACAUGGUGACUGGGGGAAAAACAACGCCGCCAAGCAGCAUAUGACAUUUGUAUUCAAGAGAUUCGAAACAAUAGCACUAAAGAAAAAUCUCCCUUCAGUCACAGAACAUAUUGGAACUCUGUUAGAGCUACUCACAGACCCCUGGGGAAAUAUCACUCUCUCCAAAAUACUAAAUGGGGACAGAUGCACUGAAGAAGAAGUGUUAAACCUGAUCAAGACAGAAAUGGGUCUGGUGUUAAUUGUCCGGCUGGAAAUCAUGGCGGAGGCACGCCUAGACAUCCAGGCGCUUCGACUUAUUGAGGUCUGUCUACAGUGUGUCACCAACAUCAGCAGCAGCCAUCUUUUCCAGUCCUACACUGAUGAAAUCAUAUAUAUUAGAGACAUUUAUUUGAUUCUACUGGUUAGAACAAAGAAUAGUGCCAAAGUUUUGAACGAGGUAAACCAAAUGAGUUUAGUGGAGGGGUUGAAGUUAGUUCGACGCUGUACGAAAGGUGAUCGACUGGCACGUCUGCGCAAAAGUCGUAUCAAGAUGGCUGAUGUGGUUGCAAACAUGGCUCUAGUCUCAGCUAUGAUCCAUCCUAUCACUGAAGAAGCUGUACUCCAUGACAUGAUUGAGGAAUGGUACAAUCUCCAUCCAGAUACCCAAGUGCUAUUCCGUCUGUUGAAAAACAUGAUGAUAAAUGCAGUAUCUUCACAACACAUCUACCUUCUUGGUCAAUUACUUGUGGAAAAGUAUGGUGAAACCGAGAAAUUGCAGUGUGUGGAACUGUACAUACGAGCUCUCACUGUCAACUUAAAUGAAUUAGAAAAGUAUAAAUCAAACAGUGAUCAAGAAAAAGUAAAGGAAUCAGAAGUAAGACUAUCAAAAGGGUUUUUAUUGUUAGCAGAUUAUCUGAAAGAUGACAUCAUAACUUGUCGUGAGUGUGUGUUGACGGCAUUCUCACUGAAUCCAACUAUUAUUUGCUAUGAGAAACUCAAAGAAUUAGCAAUAGCAAGUGGAAAGCUAAAUUUCCAGCGUGUACAGGGUCGUGAUGAUGAUUGUGAAAACAAUCAGUCGUCCAUAAACUGUGAAAAACGCACAAUUGAAUGCCAUCAAGACCAAGGUAUAAAAAUUGAUACGGGUCAGUUGAAUGGGACAGAACUAACAGAGGAUGUAAUGCCUGACAUUGGACUAAGUUCAAGAUACAAAGUUUUGCCAUCUCCUAUUCAAAUAUCUGACGCACAAAAAAUAGGAAUACCUCAGACAAUGUGUGAUGAUCUCUCAACAGUUAUCAGUAGUGCUCGAUAUCAAGUACUAAACUGGCAUCUUGAUUGGGCAGAGUUGAGUUCAAGAUGUGAAUCAUACAUAUUAUCAGGCAAAGAAGUGAGGAGCACAGAAAAAGAACUCAAGUACCUAAAUAUUGACUAUAAUCAGUUCAAGGAUUGGCCUAAUGACAGAGAGUAUGACACUGGCAUUGAGAAAGGAUUUGAAGAAUUCAUUGAAAGUGAAUCAGAUGAAGGGUUUGACACAUCAUCUGGAUCUUCAAAAAGAAAACACUCCAAACUCAGCAAUGAUGAAACAAGAGACUCAUUGGAAUAUUCUUAUCAGGUUCAAGCCAAAAUUGAUGAAACUUAUGUAUCAAAUUCGUCUGAGUCAGAAUUUGACUAUAAAGGUAAUAAAAAGCCGAAAAUCAAAGCAAAAAGAAAAGCUUUAUUGUCAAUAUCUGAUUCAGAUACUGGGACCCAGGACAGUCGGCCAGACAGUCUAGGAAGCAACAACAACUUCCUAAAUAGAAUAAAUAACAAGAAAAAAGCCAAGACUGUAACAGAGAAAAACAAGAACAAUACUUCUAAUCUAUUACUGCCCAAUAACUGGCCAUUAAAACCAGGAACACCACUCAAAUUUUCACAGUUUCCACAGUCAGCCGAUGUCAUUGAUAUUAUUAGUAUUGAAGAAGAUGCAGAAGAUAACAUGAGUCCUGUAACAUAUGAUUUUCCAGAAAAAGCUAAUAAUUUAAAGCCUGUUAUGUCAGGUUUGCCAAAGAAUUCUGGCAAAGCAAGUCCGGAACUUGCAGAUUUAUCAAGAAAAAGUCGAAAUGUAAGUCCAGUUACUGAUAGUGUUGUAAAUAUUGCAAAUAAUAUCUCUCCUGUUGCCAGACCAGCACCAUCGACGGGAACAAAUGUAGAAAAGCCUAAUUAUUGUAUUGCUGAAAAUGACCUUUCACUGUCGACAUCAUUGUCUCCUUUCAAUAGUCCAUCUAAGUUUAGUGAUCCAACAGUAUUAAAAUCACUACGCAUGUAUCGUGCUAGAAAGCCUGCCACAGUUAGUAUUUCCAAUGUACCUGAUAAAGAAAAAGAAAAAGUGCUUGAUAAGUUCACUCCCAUGUUGAGCACCAUUGAUCUUAAUCCAAGAAUAUUGAACCGGUCCAAAAGUGUGGUCAAGCCUGCUGACAUCAUAACUAUUGAUGUCGAAAGUGAGCCUGAAAUCAUAGAUUUAGUUGAUUCUGAUGAUGAGGUGUCAGCAGAUUUCAGCAAAAAACUCCCUUAUGAUAUUUCAAGUAAAAUGAAAUUAAAUUUUGACAAUGUCUUGCAGAACAAUGCUUGGAAUAGGAAAAGUGCAUUUUCCAAGCCAAACCCAAUAAGUGAUUUUGCUAGAAAUCUAGGUUUGAAGUCAUUAGACAUGAUAAGACCUGCUACAUCUGAAACAACUGUACAAGUAGUUCAGUUUUCCAACUCCGCUCGUCCUCUCGUAACUUCAACCAGCAACACAACUCCAAUCACAAGCCCGAUGUAUACAAUGUCACAACAAAAUAUCUCAGCUUCCCUUGGUCAAGUAUCCUGCAGUAGUGUAGGCACUACUACCACGCUAAUAUAUACAAUGCCUCAACAAACAACAUCUGUAACUCAUGCUCAAGGAUCAAAUAAUAAUUUGGCUCCUAACACAACAGUUAUAUGUACAAUGCCUCAACAAACAUCAUCUCUUGCUCAAGUACGAAGCACAACAUCAGGAAACAAUGAAAGUUCCAAAUUGGCUGUAACAAGUACUUCAUCUUUACCUAAUCGAGUACUCAGUGGAAGUGGCUCUCAAAAUGUAGCAAGUAUACCUUCUUCAUCAAACUUAUUAUAUCCUGUAAGGAACUUUUUCUCUUCACAUCCACGACAAAUGUAUCCUCAAUCACAAGGAGUUUACUUAUCUAGGCAGAGUCCUGAGCGAGCAUUACUGAGCCCAUCUUUGAGUACUUCAACUUCCACAGCAAAUGUUCGUAGUAGAACUCCUCCUCAUGAAUUGAUUGUGACCAGCUCAGAAAAUUCCAAUGUGUCUAUUGGAGUAAUUAGACUAGAACGUAUAUCUCUUGCUCCAUCUACUGAACCAAAUCAGCCAGUGCCAAACCUUUCUCCAAUAAAGAGUCCUGUUAGUAUAAGGCCUCAGGUUGCCUGCUCAAGUAGGCAAUUAUACGUACGAAGUGGAGUAGCUAGAACACUAACAGCCGUAUCAACACAAUCUCAAUCAGUUGUGACAUCAUCUGCAAGACUAGUGACAACAACAUCCACAACCACGAGUUCUAGUGGUAGAAGCAUGCCAGUGACUGCUCAUAUUCAGAGAGUUGGAUAUCCUAGAGAAUCUUCCCCCAGUCAAAAUAGUGCUGGAAUUCAGCUGAAGUAUGUGUUUAAAGAGGGAAUUUUAAGUGCAACUGAAGAAAAACAAAAUAUUGAGAAUGACACUGAAUCUCAAAAUGUUUCCAUGGUUUUAAGUCCAGAACAGAUUCAACAGUUAUUACCUAAAAGCACCUCACGUGUAGAUAAAUCACCAGCAAUUGAUCAAGAUGAUCAUCGUUCUCAGGGAGCCAGUUUACCGAAAUUUCAACAGGCUUUUGGAAGACAAAUGUACCAAAACAGCUCCACUGCUACCAGCAGUACUACUCUAACAGGAAGCAAUGAACCACCAUUAAAUUUCACACAGCACAUGCAGUCUUCCGGCGUGACUACUGAUUCUGCAACCUCUGCUUCUAUGUGCACGGUUUUGUCCAAAGCAGUACAAACUAUGAAUAAAGAUUCUGAAAUAGCUAAUAAGAGUACUACUCAAUCAAACAUUAAGAGUGAACAGUCUGACCAUAUUAAAAUGACAGUUCCUGGAAGUACAUCAACCUCUACCAUACAAGCUGCAACUGUAAGUACUUCCACUAAUCAGGUUGAAACACAGUUGACAAAUUCAACAUCACCUAUUAAAAGCAGAAUUAAUGAUAGAGCAGCAUCCUUGACCCAGACACCAGUUAAGUUCUUUUGUAAGGUUCCAGUGACAAUUGCAAGUUCAAAUUUACUUCAAGGAAAAUCUGUUGCAAUACUGAAGACCGCUGUAUCCCCUGAAAAAUUAACACAAACACAAGCCAAGUAUGAAGUAGAAAAUAGGUCCAAAGAGACAGUGAUUCGCAGCAAUAUGAGUGCUUUAUUAGCAGCUGCUCUACAAGCUCAACCACAACUAAGGCCAGUCUCUUCUGGUAUUUCUACAACAGGAAUGACUAGUACUCAAAAUCAGUUGAAAUCUUCAACAGAAGUUGAAAAGAAAAAACCAGAUCAAAACCAUCCUCAAAAAACUGUUGUAUCAAAAAAUUAUAGGAAACUUUCUGUCAUGCAACAACAACCUGUUACGCGAUAUUCAAAGCCAGUCUUGCAAGUAUCUGCUGCUAGUAAUAGUCAAAAUACAGUUACCUCAACACCUGUUGUGACAAUUCCAAUUCGCACAGUUCUGGCUGCAGGGCAACAGACUUCAACAACAUCAAGAAUUAGCAAUGAUAGAAUUGAAGUACGUUCUGAGCCCUUAGUCAGUCCUUCACCACCAGACGAUCCUUCUAGCAGCUCUUUAUUAGAUCAACAGCUAAAAGAAUUUGAAUCUGUAUUCAAUAAAGUUAAGAAAACAUCACAAAUGAAAGAAAGAACAAAUUCAACAACUACUGUUCAAAUUCAACCUCAUUUGAAUUUGGGACAACAGAUACUUUUAACUCAGCCUUCAAGUUCUACUAAUGUAGAAUUUACUACGACAAGUACCAAUCAAACUGCUCUUUUUCAGUCUACUUCAACAAACACAAUUCACGAUUUACAAGGAGAAAGAGUUAGUCUAACUUUUAUCAGUCAACCAACUUCAGGAGCAACAAACACAUUAAUUGCUGGUACCAAUCAAAAGAUAACAACAGCUACACCCGUAGUUGUUGUUCAAAGUUGUAGCAAGCCAGUUGCCUCUCCUGCCUUAAGUGUUACUUCCCAGAGCUCUUCCAGUCCUGCACCUCCGUCUACUCCUGGCAGCUCAUCAGGAAAAAUCACAACCUCAGCAGUAGUCAAGCAAAACAAAUCAAACAAGUCAAAAACAGCAACUAAAGCUGCACCAACUACCACAUUAAAAGUUUCAACUCUUCCCAAGCCUCAACAAAAACCCCAGGAAGAUGAACAAACAACUCAGAGAAUAUAUGCCAUUUUAGAUAAAUAUGCUGAACAAUUGCGUAAUUCUCCAGAGCUAAAAAAUAAACCUGCCCCAAGGAGAAGAUCAAACCCACCAACUAACCCCAGUCAAAACUCAAAACGUAAGAAAUCAACUCAAACCAAAUCAAAGUUACCAUCACAACAAGCAUCAUGCUCUUCUUCAGGAAUGGAAAUGAGUCCAGGAUCAGAAGAUUUACGUACUAUCGGAAGUGAAGAUAGCUCUAAUGGUGUUAGUCAACUUUCGCAAACAUUAAAUUCACCUCAAAGCAGACAGGAUGAUCCUUCAACACCUACAGGAGGUGAUGUUUCCUCUGAAACUUCUGAAUCUCAUGAUUCUAGAGAUGCUCGUGUCCAAUCGAGAAUGGUUUUGACUGAAACUUCUCCAGGUAGAGCAGUCCUAGUACAAGAUAAUGUUCCUACUCAAGUACUGAAUGUAGACGCAUCAAAACUCCUAGCUGGAAAACCAUUAGUAGUAGGUUCUCAGACUAUUGUUCCUCAGUUGGUUUUACCAAAUGUUCCAGGAAUGCAGAAAAUGCAACUUUUUCCUGUUCCUUCUGAUGGGCGUCCUUUGGUUGUUACCAAAGUUCCAAAAAUGUACAGAGUCCAUCAAGUAACAAUGCCAAGAGGGUCAACUUCUCUUCUUGGGCCAGGUUCUGUUGUUUUAAGACAUAUGUGUGGUACACCCACAGUGAAACAGGUCAAGCCAACUACUAUCAGUGGAAUUUCUGCCCAAAACCUCAGCAGUGUAAUACACUCUCCCAAUUUAACAGUAACACAUAACUCUGCCCUGGAAUCUGGAGAAGCUAUUAAUAUCAAUCUUGACAACACUAUACUCUUGAACUCAACAUCCCCUAAAUCAAUAAGUUUUGUACACCGUAGUAUCCCUUCUUCAUCUUACCACAGCCAAGAGCCACCGACUUCUGGGUCAUCUGUCACAACUAUUACCACUUCUGCAACUUCAGCUCAGAAAACCACUGUAGCGUAUUCCGCUGCUGACUUAAAUGUCAGUUAUAUUAAGGAUCAAGGAAAUACUUUGACAAUGCGCACUCAAAUAAAUGUAAUACCAGUCUCAUCACCCCAAGAUACCAAAACAGUUUGUCGGACAGGAACAGCAACCUCAACUAAUCUAUCAUGCAUUGAGCUUGAUGAUGAUAUUAGUUAUACUGCUAAUGAUCCCAGACCUACAGUUAAAUCAGAUUCUAGUCACCUGUGUAGUACCCAGAGUAACAGCAAUGAUGCAGGCAGAUGGGUAUCAACAGACUCCACAAAAUCAUCAACUGCUGAUACAACAAAAAAAGAAGAUAUUUCUGAAGAUUUUAGUAACUUUCAAACUUCAGUCAGCACACUGAUGAGUCACAGAAGUUCAAAUUCCACCUUUCUGCCUAAACAAGAUAUAUCGGAAGGAAGUGUGGUGAUGGACAAUGAUCACAAUCUUCAAUUAAAAGAAGAAGUCAAGCCAGAAAGACCUUUACAAGAACCAGAACUAUGUGACGAAGAGAGUGUCUCAAGUGACAGUGCAGGAAGUGGUCGUGUCAAAAAUAGAAGUGAAGAGAAAUCUCACUUAAUGCCAGAAACUAGUCAAGAUACAGGUUCUCCCUGGCCUUAUAAUGUUACCAAAAUUGAAUGUCUAGAGAAAUCGGAAUCCCCUUGUGCAUCAGCAAAACAAGAGGAUGCUGAGUCUCACUCAAUAACUCUAACUCAUUCUCAAGGAAGAGACUACAAAAAGAAAGUAAAUAACGUAGAAAAUACAAUUUAUCAAAUGGCUUUUAAAAGGUCAGAUCGAACCAAAAUAACAACUAAAGAGAUGGAAAGAAAUGCAGCGGUCCUGGAAAGAGAUUUAAGACUUCAAAAAAGUUUAUCUGAAGAGUGUGAAGAUCUUGGUGUUGAUGAACCCAGCACAAGUGAUUUGUUUCCAGAAGCUGAACUUUUAUUGGACCCAGACCACUCCAGUCGUGAUAGCCAAAUAGAUUUGCCGAGUGAAACAUUUUCCCAGACACUUAAUUCUUCAUCCAGUUGUGACUCAAAUGCUAUGAGUCCUAUGUUUCCUCUCAGUAAACGACCGACAACCUACAGAAGUAUUCAAAAGUCCCUGUCCACUAUCAGUAGAAGUAAUAGGUUUUUACCUAUUUUCAACAACCCCAUUUAUCAGUACACUGAAGAAAGUACAAGUGGGACUGUAUCAAGUACAAGAGUUGAUAGUCCUGAAUGCCAUGUUGUUGGAUAUAAAUUUAAAAGCAACAAAUUUAGCUCCAAUUCAGACAGUAAUUCACCUUAUAUGAACAAAUCUUUAAACACAAAAGGAACUGACAGUCCAGUACAUCAGAAAUUAUCUGUGGGUGAUCAACACAAGUCUAGUUCAUCAGGAACAAGUACUCCAGUGAAUGGUGGAGAAUCAACAGCAUCGCCCAACCAUGAUGAAAUGCCUAAUAGUUGUACAUCAGAGGAAACACAGUGUGCUCAGAAAAUCAGUGAUGAUAACUGCAAAGAUACAGAGGUUGACACAACUACAGAUUCUGAUUCAAAUAUUGAUGUUCUCAACGCUUCUUCUAGUCAUGAUAGCCCUGCAGAAACAAAAAGUUCUUUUAUUCCAAUUCCAAAUCCUGCUGCAACUGCACCAUUCACUUAUGGUGGAAACAGAAGUAAUCUCAAGUUUACCAGUAGAAAAGUUCCAAUGAAACAUGAAAUCUGGAAAAACAUUCUCAAAGGAAAUGAUAAUAAAGAAGAUUUAGAUUCUGACAUGUCCGAUCCAGAUCAAGUAAGAACCAGUGACAAAAGGAGCACAUCAACAGAAGAAGACCUGCAAUCAGAAGGUGAAGCUCGGGCAAAAAAUGGUCUAGGAACUGAAAGUGAAGAUCUGCAAUCAACAAGUGAUAGAAUUAUGAGGUCAACAAAAAAGUUAAAAAAAAGGCAAGGACCUCUCAUUAAAUGUUCUGCAUCCAAAAAUAAAGUACCACGAAAAACAGAGUCUCACUGUGUAGAGGAACUGUUAGCGGAUAUUCCAAGUUCAACUGAGAUUUGUAAGAAUGCUGCAAGUCAUCACGACAUGUCCAGACGUUCUUCACUUCGAGGUCACAUAAAGAAGAACUGUCCUUGCUGUAAUGGUUCACCAGAUAAAAAAUCUACAAGAACAGAAAAAUAUCAGACCGUUACUUGCCCUACUCCAACAGCAUUUAUUGUAGGAGUGACAAAUAAAAAGAAACCAAACUGUAAAAGUGUUGUAAAGAGCAGCCAUAUCACAAAAAAAAGAUAGUCAUGUUUUCAUUUUGUCAUAAAGUAAUAUUGUAAUUAUGUAUUUAUGUAAGAUUUGAAUUUAGAGGUAUCAAAUGUAAGUGUGUAAGAAAUUGUUAGUUUUCUUUUAUACUUUAUUUAGCUUUAUAUAGCUCGAUUAUUCUAAUUAUAAGACUUGGUAUAACCAGCCUAUUGGUCUAAUGUAAAAUUUUGUACAUUCAUAAAAAAGUAUUUUCUAUUAACUUGGUACGAUACCAAAGAUCUCUACCUUGUGUUCUAUCACCAAGGUAUAACAUUAGUAUUAGAGUAUAAACAAUAUUGUUUUGUGUUAUUUCAAAAUAUUUAAUCUAUACUGUAUCAGAAUUUUUUGUAGUAGAUAGAAUAAUCAUUAUUUGUACAUUUGUUAAAGUCUUCACAAUUUUUUAUACAAUAGAAUUCGUAAAUUAGGAUAAGAAAAUUAUAUAAAAAUGUAUGUACUUUUGUUACUUUUUUGGAUCAAAACUUUUUUGUUAA
Molecule: messenger RNA, 9480 nt
Organism: Homalodisca vitripennis (glassy-winged sharpshooter)
Lineage: Eukaryota; Metazoa; Arthropoda; Insecta; Hemiptera; Cicadellidae
Product: mucin-12-like
Exons: 7
Coding region: 29-8989 (2986 amino acids)
Source: RefSeq, a predicted model, not a curated record